This is a messenger RNA of Sinocyclocheilus grahami, 379 nucleotides long. RefSeq names its product plasminogen activator inhibitor 1 RNA-binding protein-like. NCBI's taxonomy places the organism in Eukaryota, Metazoa, Chordata, Actinopteri, Cypriniformes, Cyprinidae. The record is from RefSeq and is a predicted model, not a curated record. The transcript has a single exon. The annotation marks the transcript as partial.
GCAAUGUCCCGGAUAUUGAGAGCGCCGGAAGAGAAGCAGGUGUCUUCCUUGGCCAUCUUGUGGUUGUCCACCGUGAGCCGUUCGCGCGAAGCCUCGAAGAAUCGGAGGAGAAUCCCGUUGUUGGGGCGCCAUCAUGCCGGGGCAUCUGCAAGAAGGCUUCGGCUGCGUCGUUACCAAUCGGUUCGACCAGCUAUUGGACGAUGAAUCCGACCCCUUCGAGAUAUUAAAGGCGGCCGAGAACAAGAAGAAAGAAGCGGCCGCGUCAGGCGGCUCGAAGACGGCAGCUCAAGCCGCCAAACAGCCGAAGAAAGAGUCCCAGAAAGACAGGAAAAAUUCAGCGCAGGACAAGAAAGAAGACACCCAGGCCCCCGUGCCGCUU